Zymoseptoria tritici IPO323 is the source of this 4569-nucleotide messenger RNA. Its product is annotated as phytochrome-like histidine kinase PHY1p. The transcript has 4 exons. Lineage: Eukaryota; Fungi; Ascomycota; Dothideomycetes; Mycosphaerellales; Mycosphaerellaceae. Gene Ontology annotation, molecular function: phosphorelay sensor kinase activity; protein binding. Bases 1 to 4569 code for a protein of 1522 amino acids. The record is from RefSeq and is a predicted model, not a curated record. Gene Ontology annotation, biological process: phosphorelay signal transduction system; detection of visible light; regulation of DNA-templated transcription.
AUGUCGGAGCAGGAGCGCUCCGACCACAAGGACAUCGACCCGAGCAGCGAUGUCGCCGCACCUGAGGAUCAGUCGCCUACCCGUGUCAGGCCAAAUUUGGUGCAAGAGCCCUUUCAGGGUUUCAAUCAAGACAACAGGAGCCGGCCAGCACCCAUCUCCACGGACGGACAGCUCAGUCCCGAGGCUGUCGAUCGAGUAUACCCUAUCAGAUCUGUCGUUUCAAUGGAUCCUAAUCCUACGCCUGGCGCGAGGGGUGAGCGACACGAGUACUUUGGUUCCGCCAGCAACGCCCGUCGCAUGUCAACGAACGCCGGGAUUGAGCAUGCGACUACACCUGGACGAACGAGACAGAGCAGUGCGGAUCGAAUAGCCUCGCCGCGAACGUCGGGAGAUCAUCCACGAUCGCAACGGACCGACAGACAGGCCAGUACGUCCACGACUGCCGAUACCCAAUCUCAGAAGUCUGGACAAUCUCAGGCUCAGAGCGACAAACCGAGCGAAAGACCCGCCCCGAUCCGAUCGACAUCCAUUAAGAGUGGGACAACAAGUUUGGACGAGGUAGGCCCUCACGUCACCGCACGUUUCAAGCAUGUUGUGUCAGAGGGUGGUCAUGCUAUCAUCACAGGACGAGAUGGAGAUACACUGCAAAGAUGCGAGGAUGAGCCCAUCCACAUCCCCGGCGCCGUGCAGGGCUUCGGUCUUCUCAUCGCGCUGGAAGAGCAGCAGGAAGGCAAGCUCAUUGUGAGAGUGGUCAGUGAGAACUGCAAGCGGUUGAUCGGAUACUCUCCCAUGCAACUGUUCGCUCUGGAGAGUUUUACAGACAUUCUCUCCGAAGAACAAGCGGACAAUCUUCUCGACCACGUGGACUUCAUCCGGGAUGAAGAUGCGGAUGUUGUCGUCAAUGGCCCGGAGGUCUUUACCUUGUCCAUUCGAUCGCCUCAAAAGAAGAACCAGAAGUUCUGGUGUGCGAUGCAUAUCAACGAAGCCAAUCCCGAUCUCGUCAUUUGCGAAUUCGAGCUGGAAGACGAUCAGCUGAAUCCACUGCAGGCGCCGAAUGACUCUACACCCGAACCUCCAGAAGAUACUCUCAACAGCCAGCCCACGGAAGAAGAGCUGGUGGAGAGCACGCACAAUACCAGUAAGCCUUUGCGCGUGCUGAGGAGCGCUCGAAAGCGGAAGGGCGAGGCGGCGGCCAUGGAAGUCUUCAACAUCAUGUCCCAAGUGCAGGAGCAAUUGGCCGCGGCGCCAACUCUUGAAUCGUUCCUCAAGAUCUUGGUCGGCGUCAUCAAAGAACUCACUGGUUUCCAUCGUGUCAUGAUAUACCAAUUCGACCACAGCUGGAACGGCAGGGUCGUAACGGAACUGAUUGAUCCUCGGGCGACCAAGGAUCUUUACAAAGGCCUCAAUUUCCCAGCCUCGGAUAUUCCCAAGCAGGCUCGAGAACUCUACAAGGUGAACAAGGUCCGCAUGCUGUACGAUCGAGAUCAGGAAACCGCACGUCUGGUUUGUCGAACAGUGGAGGAUCUGGAAACGCCCUUGGAUCUCACAUACUCCUACCUACGAGCGAUGUCGCCUAUUCAUCUGAAAUACCUCGCGAACAUGGCCGUGAGAUCGUCCAUGUCCAUCUCGAUCAACGCCUUCGACGAACUGUGGGGAUUAAUAGCAUGUCACACUUACGGUCCAAGAGGCAUGCGCGUAUCCUUUCCCAUCCGCAAGAUGUGCCGUCUUGUUGGCGACUCGGCAUCACGAAACAUUGAACGACUGUCAUACGCAUCACGAUUGCAGGCGAGGAAGCUCAUCAACACCGUGCCGACCCAAGCCAACCCUUCCGGCUACAUCAUAGCUUCUUCAGAGGAUCUUCUCAAGCUCUUUGACGCCGACUUCGGCCUCCUAUCUAUUCACGGCGAGACCAAAAUCAUGGGUAACGUCGAACACACCCAAGAAGCUCUUGCGAUGCUCGAAUAUCUCCGAAUGCGUUGCAUCACGAAUGUCAUGACUUCGCAGGACAUUGCGGGUGAUUUCCCUGACCUUCGCUAUACACCUGGAUUCACCGAGAUUGCUGGCCUGUUGCUCGUGCCGCUGUCUGCGGGCGGGCAAGACUUCAUUGUGUUCUUCCGCAGAGGCCAGCUGAGAGAGGUGAAAUGGGCCGGCAACCCUUACGAAAAGUUCAUCAAAGAGGGUACGGAGGGAUACCUCGAACCGAGGAAAAGUUUCAAGACAUGGAGUGAGACGGUCGUGGGCAAGUGUCGCGAAUGGUCCGAGGAAGAGAUCGAAACUGCAGCUGUACUGUGUCUGGUAUACGGCAAAUUCAUCGAAGUCUGGAGGCAGAAAGAGGCCGCGCUACAGAACAGCCAGCUUACCAAGCUGCUGCUGGCCAAUUCUGCGCAUGAGGUCAGAACACCUCUCAACGCCAUCAUCAACUAUCUGGAAAUCGCAAUGGAGGGCAGUCUGGACCAAGAGACGAGAGACAACCUCACCAAGUCUCACUCGGCAUCCAAGUCGUUGAUUUACGUCAUCAACGAUCUCCUCGAUCUCACCAAGACCGAGGAGGGCGGCGAGCUUGUCAAAGAUGAGGUCUUUGAUCUCGGAGCGACAUUGUUCGAAGCCACAGACAUGUUCAAAGGUGAUGCGAGAAGGAAGAACAUCACAUACAACGUCCAAGAUCUGUCGGGUCUGACCUCGCCGGUCAUCGGUGACCAGAGGAGGGUUAGGCAGGCUAUCAGCAAUGUUACCGCCAACGCCAUCCAAAACACCGUCGAGGGAGGAGUGACCAUUGAGAUGUAUGUCGCAUCUCGAGAGUCUCCUGAACAUGUUGAUGUGGAAAUCAGCGUCGCCGACACGGGAUGUGGCAUGAACUCCAAGAAGCUGGAUGCUCUCUUCCGCGAUCUUGAGCAGGUGCAGAUGUCGUCCGACCAGCUUCUGACGGCGGCUGAUCCGGACUCCAAGAGCCUUAGAUCCGAAGACAGCAAGUCGGGAGAAGGUCGGACGCUCGGUCUUGGCCUCGCAGUCGUGGCAAGAAUCAUCCGCAACAUGAAUGGGCAGCUACGCCUCAAAUCUGAAGAAGGCAAGGGCUCUCGCUUCGUGAUACAAUUUCCCUUCGACCUUCCUGAACCUGAAGAAGGGCAGAAACGAAUCGAUGAAGGCACUUCUUCUGUGGGCUCCGCUACUCCCAUGAAUGAGCAAACCUCUUCCCUCAACACCUCAGGCCAAGGCGGAACGUUACCUGCUCGCCGCAACUCCGCCGAAGUCCAAGGCGGCGGCGCGAGCACUGGUCUCUCUCGCAAGUCCAGCAGAGACUCGUUCCAGAGUAAGAAGAGUCUGAACAGCAUGCUCUCCGCCCGCAGCGCCAUGUCAAAAUCGUCCAACCGCAGCGCCAUAUCCGAAGCCGACCGCCUUAUCGAGGCGAUCCAGGAACCACAUCGCGUGGAAGGCUGGCAGGAUGGAUCUGUGCAUCGAUCCACUAGUCGUGGAAACACCAUGUCUGCCCGUCCAAUGUUGAGCAAGCGCCAUAGCACAGCAGGCAGCGGCGGCAACUCAAUCACCUCCCCACUGAAACACCGGCCGAGGAGUAUUGAAGUCGCACCCGUGCCGGACCACAUGCGCAGUCAAAAAUUGGCCACUACGAGCCGCCCUUCCUCGUCGCCAAGCAAACCCGGCGAGUCCAUGGUCACUGACCAAGGCACACCGGUCCGAUCUAUCAGGAUACCCGACCAUGCAGGCCUGGAUUCUCCCAAAGACGACGGCUUUCGCUCACCUGCUGCCCACGAACGCGCUCUGCUGUCCACAACCUUGUUGGAAGAACCGCCAUCGGCUAAUGCAUCUUCCAAGGACGGUGAAAGUCCGCGACUGGACACGCAUCACAUGCGUGUUCUGGUGGCGGAAGACGAUCCUGUCAAUAGUCGCAUAAUGAAGAAGAGGCUAGAGAAACUGGGGCAUGAGGUCGUGUUGACGGUUAAUGGUGAGGAGUGUAGCAGCAUGUACUGUGAUAAUCCGGGACAGUUUGAUAUUGUCCUGAUGGAUAUGCAGAUGCCAAUCGUCGAUGGCCUCACCUCCGGCAAAAUGAUCCGCUCCUUCGAAACAACCCACCCGACCCCCUCCCCCACACCCGUCCUCUCCCCCCGCGCCGCACUCAACGGCCGCGUCCCCAUCAUCGCCGUCUCCGCCUCCCUCGAAGAACGCAACCUCCAAACUUACAUCCGCACCGGCUUCGACGGCUGGAUCCUCAAACCCAUCUCCUUCCCUCGCUUAUCCGAAAUCAUGGAAGGCAUCGUCGACCCGCAAGUCCGGAGGGAAAAUCUGUAUCGUGCGGGAGGAUGGGAACGAGGAGGAUGGUUCGAGGAAGGGAAGAAGGCGGAGGAGAGGAGAGAGGAUGUGGUGGGGGAAAAGGUGGAUUUGAAGCCGAGUGAACGCCCGCCGGUGAGCAAGCCGAGUGAGGGUGUGAAAAUUGCGGCUGUUAGUGAUGGUCCGGAGGGGAAGGAGGAACAUGUGAGUACGCAGAGUCGGGAGCAGGAGAGGUUGUUGGCUGUGCAGAAGGAGGGGAGAGAGGAGGGGGGUGGGAAGGAGGGGUGA